AAUAUUUACUUGCAGCGAGAAAUACUUGCAGUUUCAAAAUAGUCUGUGCGGUCAUGUUGCGGCCCCUUGUACGGAUCUCGCUCUACGUCGCUGCUGUAGUGACCACAAUGGUUGUUAUUGUGUUUGCCGCGUUAAUUGCAGUUUUAUAGCUAAAUGUUCCUAGCCGGAAGCCGUUCACAAAUCACCAUUUGGCACAUUUAUUCCAGACUUCCAAAGUACACUUUUUGUCAUAUUAGACUAUUUAAUACGAUGACCGGCACGAAAAUCGCAAAAGCCUCUGAGUCAGUGAUGUCCGCCUGUUUUCCGUCAAAGAUAAAAAAGGCCUUCAAUAAAAAGCGAAAGCUUACAAAAGCCAAUAAAGCUAAGUUGAACAAGCGGCUGAAGAAGAAACUCAAGGAUAAUCUGCGCCACUCUGCUCGUUUCGAGCACGUUUAUGCUGUAACCGGUAAACAGGAAUUUCAGAAGCUGUUUGAUGAAACGGUGGACAAGCUGGGAAAAGGUCACCUGGAUUAUCCAAAGGAAGUUGUCCGCAUUUUGCAGGAGGCCUCUGAUUCCUUUCUGGAAGAUGUCUUUCAAGAAUCCCGUUGGUGGGCCGAAUACGGUAAGAGGAAAACAGUUACCGGCAAGGAUCUUUUGAACGCUUGUGGACAGAAAGCGGCUCAAGGUACCCGUAAGGUGGCCCCUAAGAAACGGAGGAAAUGUUAAUAUGAAGCCGAUUGGUUGACUCAGUUGUAAAGGCACCGAGUGUGGCAUCUUGAAUCUCCUCCAGUUUUGUGUAAUACUCGGUGACAACGAGAAGUACUGAUUGGAUCACCAUUUUUUCAUUAUGUAAUGAUCGAUCUUGCUUUGUCGUACUGGUCAUUGUAAUAAUAAAGAUCAAUGUGCGGAAGCGUAAGAUUCGAUACCUACAGAGCAUUUUAAAAUUAACAUCUUUGGGAGAAACUAUUCCGUAUGCAAGUUACGCUAGAAAGCUCCUUGUUGUUCCGUUUAAUUUGCUACUGACCUUUCUUAGUAAAUCCGCAAAUCUCAAGCUACUAUAGAUUUCGUCACUUAACUGCAGACACAAAUGCAAGUGUAUUUUUUUGCUCCACUGUUCUGUCUACGCCGUGGUUGCUUGCAAUGACACAAGAAAGCGUUGGGAAGAGAAUCCGUCGAUUUUUGGGGGAGAUCGGGCUGCUGGAACCAUUAUGGGAUGCUCCUGUAAUGGCGCAAAAACCCGAUGAAAAGGAGGGAAAAGAGCCCGAAGUAAAAGAUCCCAUGAUCGUUCUCGGAAUAAGGUUCAAACCGGAUUGGGUAAUUCAUCCAGAAGGAAGUCGAUAUUAUUACUGGCUAACUUUGGUAUUCCUUGCUGUUUUAUACAACAUCCUCGUGAUUCCGUUGCGAGCGGUUUUUCGUGAGAUGGACGACGAUAGCCUGGAAACAACAUUUCUGACGUGCGACUACAUUGCAGAUUCCAUAUAUUUUUUGGAUAUAAUUGUCUCCAUGUUUACAACGUAUGUAUCUGAUACUGAGCGGUUGCACGUUGUAGAACCGCGAAAAUUAAUAGUAAACUGGAUAUCCAGCACAGAAGGAAAGUUGGACAUUAUUUGUCUUGUUCCCUUUGACUUUGUAUUUAUCUACACGGGGAUAAAACAGCCAUUUCCGGCUCUGCGCUUCAACCGAUUUUUAAAGUAUGGUCGUGUUUCGGAUUUUCUCAAGGCGACCGAGGCUCGAUCAUCCAAGCCGGACAUUGCUCGAUUAGUAGCUGUGUUAUUCCAGUUUGUAUUGUUAAUGCACCUCAACGCAUGCCUAUACUAUUUCCUUAGCGAAAUGGUCGGCAUUGAAUCCAGCGAGUACGUGUAUCCAGGCGAAGCUAGCUGGCGUAAAGAAGGCACUGAAAACUUGAAUGACCCUUUAAUACUGAAGUAUACUUGGAGCUUCUAUUGGUCGAUGCAUUCGCUGACAAUGAUCGGUAUCACCGUCCAGCCCAAGGAACCCUGGGAAUUCAUAUUCCAGAGCUCCAUUAUGAUUGUCUCGGUGAUGAUGUUCUCGCAGGUGCUGGGCAAUGUCUCGCGAACCGUACUUAACGCCAGCGCCCAUGCCCGGCAUUUUCGAUUGCGUAUGGAUCACGUUAUGGAGUAUCUAGAUUUACGGGGUGUCGGCGGGGAGUUGCGCGAAAAGGUUGUCAAGUACUUUGAAUAUCAGUGGAUGAAUCAUCAGGUGGAAGAUGAGCGGCAUAUUGUCGGCGCGUUGCCGCACCGGCUUCAGUCCGACAUGGCCAUGAAAGUGCAUCUCAACACGUUAAAGCACGUCAGGAUCUUUCAGGGUGUCGAGCCGGGUUUGCUACAGGACCUCGUACUGAAAUUGAAGCUGCAGAUAUUUACGCCAGGUGAAUACGUAUGCCGCAAAGGUAACACGAAAUCAAAUUUCUCUUUCAAUAUACGAACAAUUACUCAUGCAGUUUACCGUAAACAUUCGUCAAGCAGGAGAUAUCGGCAAGGAACUCUACAUAGUGAAGGUUGUCUGGAAGUCGUAUCGGAAGAUGGUUCAUUUGUUUUUGCACGACUUGGCGAGGGAAGCGUGUUUGGAGAAAUUUCUUUACUGAAUAUGGUCGGAAUGAAAUCCGGUAACCGACGAACUGCAAACGUCCGCAGUGUGGGCUAUGCUGAUUUAUUUUGCCUAUCGAAACAAGACCUUUGGUCAGCAUUGGCCGAGUAUCCUGAAGGAAAAAAUCGCAUUUUGGAAGUUGGAAAACAAAUUUUACUAAAGGACAAUCUCCUCAAUGUGGAAGUGGCUGAAAAAGAGGCACAGCGCCAAGAGAAUCUGAUUCGAGCAUUAGAUCGCGUGGUAACGGGUGUUGAUAGCCUUUACCUAAAAUUUGGGCGCAUUACGGCCGAACGUGCCGCUGCGGUGUACAAACUGCAAAAGCGAAUUGCUCGGGCGGAAAAAGAGCUCAUGUACGAAGCGGAAAGACAAAAUCAACAGCUGGCCGGAAUUCCCUCAGUACCUACCAAAUCGCAACCCUAGCCAUAAAUUUUAAAACAUUUCAUGUUGUUUCUUCAUCUGCCAUGACGACGAUGCUAUGACAAAGUGUGCCUGUCUGGAAAAGAUAACUUGUACAAUAUAAGCGAUAAUAUUAUACUGUUCGGUUGGUCGAGCGGUUGCCUUCAAUUGGCAAAUUUUUAGCAAGAUUUAUUAAACAGAACUGUGAGAAUUCUCUGGAAAAGAGCAAACAGCUAAACAACGAAAUUUCAAUG
Messenger RNA from Paramacrobiotus metropolitanus, 3236 nucleotides. RefSeq names its product cGMP-gated cation channel alpha-1-like. Lineage: Eukaryota; Metazoa; Tardigrada; Eutardigrada; Parachela; Macrobiotidae. Gene Ontology annotation, molecular function: protein-containing complex binding; voltage-gated potassium channel activity; cGMP binding. The transcript is spliced from 17 exons. The record is from RefSeq and is a predicted model, not a curated record. Gene Ontology annotation, biological process: potassium ion transport; monoatomic cation transmembrane transport. Gene Ontology annotation, cellular component: plasma membrane; intracellular cyclic nucleotide activated cation channel complex. The coding region runs from base 1120 to 3006 and encodes 628 amino acids.